UCUCAGCAUGCCAUGAGCUGCGUUGCCGCUAUGGCUGCGUCAUGACGAGAAACGGAACCUUCUGUUUCUGCGCUGACGGCUUUGAGGUCGGUGAGGACGGGACAAGCUGCAGAGAUCAUGAUGAAUGUGCUGUGUACGGAGCAUGUAGCCAAACCUGCCUGAACACCUACGGGUCAUAUAGAUGCAGCUGUACAGAGGGAUACAUCUUACAGAAUGACAGAACGUCCUGCACAGCCAAACAAGACCCUGGCGACAGUCCUCCAGCUCUGCUGAUUGUAAGGUCAGAUCACAUAGCAACCACAAGACUAAACGGAUCUAAUCUACAGACUUUGAGACUGUUGGAAAAAUAUGGAUCCCUUUCAUUGGAUUACUAUUACCAGGAAGAGGAAGUGUGUUGGCUUCUAUCCUCAGAUUCCACUGGAAGGCUUCGCUGUGCUAAGAUGAAGAAUCUGAAUGGAUUUACAAUGGAAAAGGAUAUCAAAACAGUACAAAGUUUACAAAAUGUAGAGCACAUGACCAUCGAUUGGCUCACUGGAAACUUUUACUUUGUGGACCGUGUAAGCGACAGGAUAUUUGUUUGCAACCGUGUUGGGGACACCUGUGUCACCAUUAUAGAUUUAGAUCUGACCAAUCCUAAAGGAAUCGCUGUGGAUCCACUUAUGGGGAUGCUGUUCUUCACUGACUAUGGGAACGUAGCCAAGGUGGARCGGUGCCACAUGGACGGCACCAACCGAACCAGACUGGUGGAUUACAAGACAGAGCAACCCACAGCUGUGGCCCUGGACUUGGUCAAGAAGCUGGUGUACUGGGCAGACUCCUACCUGGAUUACAUUGAAGUAGUGGAUUACAAUGGGAAGAACAGGCAUGCAGUCAUCCAGCGGAGUCAAGUGUCCUACAUCCAUGGAUUAGCUGUCUUUGAGAACUACCUGUAUGCCACUCAUUCUGACCCCUCCAUUGGGAAUACCAUGGACAUCUUCAAGAUCCAUCGGUUUAACACCACAGAACCCAGGACACUAACCAGCCUGGGGAGUUCCAGAGGAGCAAUACGUGUUUACCACAGACUCACUCAACCAAAAGUUAGGAGUCACGCGUGUGAGACGGACCUGUAUGGAAAGCCAGGUGGAUGCUCCCACAUCUGUCUGCUGAGCGGUAGCUACAAGUCCAGGACCUGUCGAUGUCGGACAGGCUUCAGUAUGGGGAGCGACGGACAAUACUGCAAAAAACCCAAACACGACCUCUUCCUGUUCUAUGGUAAAGGUCGGCCAGGGGUCAUCCGAGGCCUGGACUUGAAUGUGAAGUCCAGUGAUGAGCACAUGGUCCCGAUUGAGGACCUGGUCAACCCCAGAGCCAUCGACUACCACACAGAGUCAGGACAAAUCUACUUCGCUGACACCACCAGUUUCCUMAUAGGCCGGCAGAAAAUAGAUGGGAACAGCCGGGAAACGGUCCUCAAAGAUGACCUGGACAAUGUUGAGGGGAUCUCUGUGGACUGGAUUGGCAAUAACCUCUACUGGACCAAUGAUGGCUACAGGAAGACUAUUAGUGUGGCCAGACUGGAGAGGGCCUCUCAAACCAGGAAGACUCUUCUGGAGGGGGACAUGUCUCACCCCCGAGCCAUUGUAGUGGAUCCCCUCAACAGUUGGAUGUACUGGACGGACUGGGAGGAAGAUGAAGUCAAUGACAGCAUAGGAAGAAUAGAAAAAGCGUGGAUGGAUGGAUCUAACAGACGGAUAUUUGUCACAUCUAACAUGCUGUGGCCCAACGGCCUCACCCUGGACCAUGGGACCAGCACCAUGUACUGGUGUGAUGCCUACUACGAUCACAUAGAGAAGAUUCACCUUAAUGGCACUGGCAGACAGGUUGUGUACAACGGCAAACAGUUGAACCACCCGUUUGGAAUUUCUCACUACCGGAACUCCAUCUUCUGGACGGAGUACAUGAACGCUUCUGUUUUCCAGCUGGAUCUUACCUCUGGGGAUGUUACUCUACUGAGAAGCGAGAGGCCUCCUCUCUUUGGCCUGCGUGUGUACGAUGCUCAGAGUCAGCAAGGUUUGUCUGCUUUUACUUCCCCUCCUACCAUCCCCAAUAAAUAAAGAUUACCAUCAGAGAAUGGAGUCUAUGGAUCUUGUAUACCUGUUCCUACAACUUAGCACAAAACCUCUCCUACCAUCACUAUGUAGUCUAUGG
This is a messenger RNA of Salvelinus sp. IW2-2015, 2187 nucleotides long. The record is from RefSeq and is a predicted model, not a curated record. NCBI's taxonomy places the organism in Eukaryota, Metazoa, Chordata, Actinopteri, Salmoniformes, Salmonidae.